Messenger RNA from Lolium perenne, 1343 nucleotides. RefSeq lists its product as uncharacterized. The record is from RefSeq and is a predicted model, not a curated record. Lineage: Eukaryota; Viridiplantae; Streptophyta; Magnoliopsida; Poales; Poaceae. Gene Ontology annotation, molecular function: protein binding.
AUGUUCAGCGAGCUCCCUGAUGACAUCCUGCUCGCUAUCCUCCAGCUGCUCGACCUGCGCACCGCCGUCAGGGUCGGCGCCGUCGCACGACGACUGAUGCGCCUCCCUCGUAUGCUCACCGAUCUCGUUAUCGACGUCGGCGACCUGAUACCACACUCCUGGGAUUUCUCUCCUCACACGGCGGAACAUGUCAUGGCGACGUACACCUACGCCGCGAGGUGGUUCCUAGCUCCCAGUAAGGAGCGGAGCAUCAAGAGCUUGCGCCUCGCUUUCCACCUCAAAGACCCUUACCUGCGGUCCAUCGGGGACGCCAUCAUCGAGUGUGGCGGCGCGGAGCGGCUGGAGUUCGCCAUACAGGCACAAUUGAACUUCAGGCCUAGGCAUGUGCACCAUGCCGUGUUUGCCCGACGGCUCAUGGCAUUCGUUGCCGCCUGCCCCGUCGCCUUCGGCUGGCUCACCAGCCUCACCCUCCAAAACAUCAGCUUCAACGACUCCGACAUUGCGGACCUCCUCAACGCCUGCAACCGGCUCGAGCUCCUUUCCUUGAUCCGUUGUAGCGGCUCCGACUUGGAGGGCCCCAACCUGCGGAUAGACGCUCCCAGCUCCUCGCUCCGGGCACUGGAGAUCCGCGAUUCCUUGUACCCAGGAAUCGAGCUGACCAGACUCCCGAAACUAGACCGGCUUUUCUGCGAUGACAGCUUCGAUCACUGGGCCGGGAACUUCUACGUGCGGUUUGGCGAUGUUCCUCGCCUGCACCACGUAAACCUCUCAUCGCUGCAUCUGUACUACUGCUAUGGGAAUCCAGGACAGCUCUUCCCCGCGUUCAGUAACCUGAGAGCUAUUCAUCUCUGCGACCUAGACAUCAAAAAAAUGGUCUGGACUCUUUGCGUCCUGAAAGGCGCUCCUUUGCUCGAGACACUCUCUCUCAAGAUACACGGGCCUCGCUGCUACGAGACCAAUGUGGUGGAAGAAGCACCAGAUUUUAAGCAUCAGAACCUGAGUCUGCUGGUGAUGAAAGGCUUAGCUGGACUUCAAACAGACUUUGAGGUGGUGCGAUACAUCUGGCUCGUCAUGGAGCGUGCCGUCUCUUUGAAGAAAAUCCACUUAGUUGAACAGUGCUGGUUUAUUGGAAAUUGCAGUGAUGUCAGAUGCUGCAGUCGGGACAAUGAGCAAGAAAUGAAUCUGUUAAGCAAGGUACUUGCUGACGCCGGUAGAGCACCUGAAAUAACCGUAGAAUCGAUGUCUGGUGACACUAGUUUGUGAGUUGUGACCUGAGUCCCUAGAUUGUGCAGUUGAGUUCGUGGUUGAUUCUGGGUGUAAUUCAUACAAGAAUAUUCAAUAAA